CGAAUCGUGGUACAAGUUGGUGCAAGUUUCUGGCCAUCUGACUAGCCACCCGCAGAGAACUUAUACGAUGGUCAGCUUAGACACCUGCUGCACCAGUAUGUGAUUGGGAUUGUUUGUCUGUGUGUGUUGAGUACGAGGCGCCAAAAUAGAAGAAAAUAACGCCCGCUGUGGAAGGUCGAAGAUUAUCGGACACCAGCACCACCAACACCCGCCAGCGGAGCUGUACUCCCCAGGACCGCGAAAGACCGCAAACCAACCAGCGCGGCGGUGUGUUGUGCCACUCACACUGAUAGUCAGUGCCCCGUUUAUCAGUGCGCGCCCUUUCGCGCCGAAGGGCGGGCAAAGCUCCACGAACUAAUAGACUAAUCGCGCCCGGAACGAUUACCCACGGGCAGCAGUCGGUCCGCUUUCCCGAAUUUUCGCGCACGAUCAUAUUUUGAUUGUGAAGAAAGGUGCAUCGGCGGCGAAGAAAGACACGCGUGCGCAUCGCGCUCACAAAUCUUCGCGUUUCGUGUGAACCGGCGGCGUGUGUCGGUGGUUAUCAGCUCUGUUUGAUAACCCAAGUGCACAAGACUCCCUUCCCAGGGUGAAUCUUGCGCCGAGGAACGGCAAACACAAGCCAAACAGGCUACUACGCAACAACAAUGGCCUACGAGAUGAUGCUGUACCCGACGGAGAAGACUCCGCAAACCGUGCCGGCGGCCGGUAGCAGCUACACGUCGUCGGACCUGUACGCCUCGUACGCAGAGCUGUUCGAUCUGUCGCUGGUGCCGAACGACGGCGAGGUACCGCUCAGCCCGCAACAGCAAAGUCUGCCGCUCGGCCCCAGCCCAGCCGGUAGCAGCAGCCCCGAGUACAUCCCGGCUACGAUCUUCCACGACGUGCCGGCCGGCGGACCGAUGCAUCAGCUGAAACAGGAGCACCUGGGGACGACGCCGUCGAGUUGGUCGGACACUUGGAGCGUCAGCAGUGGCUACCUCAGCUGCGGCAGUGUCAGCAAUCCGGGCUCCCCCGAAUCUCCGGCCUCAUCGUACGGGCUGCUGGACCAUCCGCACCACCAGCAGUGGUCUGCGGCCACUACUCUGCAGCCGCCGCCGCCGCCACCGUACGAGCAGCAGCAGACGAUUAAAAGCGAGUACGAGUCGGGCCCGGAGACCAGCAUCGAUCUGGAGUCGCUGCUCGGUGACGCACCGUCACCGUAUCCACCGGUCCCAGCCACCAUCGUGAAGCUGGAACCCGGUGCUGGUCACCCGUACUCGUCGUUCCAGAGCGCCGGGCCGUCGCCACCGCCGCCGCAGGACACCGGCAAAGGCUUCCAGAUACUGCGGGAGCACCUGCAGGACACGAGCUUCCAGCGGCGGCACAACCUGAAACCGUUAGAGCUGGAUUCGCUGAUCGGCGGUCUCACGACGCAUGCCGACAUCAGGCCUGUGUUCGAGUUCGCCCUGCAGGAGGUGAAGGCGACGAUGCAGGCGAUCUGCACCGAACUCGGCAUCUCUUCCGAUCCCAAGCAGUGGUCAACCGUCACGGUACACCAGUGGCUGAACCUGGCCAUGGGCAAGUACUCGCUCCCGCGGCUCGACAACCUGGGCCGCCUGUUUCCGGAGAAUGGCGCCCAGCUGGCCGCCCUACCGCUGGAGGAGUUCGUACGCCGCAUUCCGCAGGGGGGCCACCAGCUGCACGGAUACCUCGAGCUGUGGCUGAUGGAGGCCGACAGUAUGACCAGUGCGAUGAUGAUGGUCGGCGAGGGUAUCACUGGCCAUGGCAGCACCCUCCAGGCUCCAGGUCUCCAGGGCGUGGCGCACUUCCCCGGCACAUCGGGCAGUGGUGCCGCCGCCACCAUCGCCGCCACAGCCACCAGCCCAGCGAUGAUGGUCGAGAACUUCGACAGUGACUCCGCGAGCGGCGAUGCCAGCGACGAUGACGACGAAGACAUGCCGCUUGAAAGUCCUGGAAGUUCGUCCUCUGCCGGUGGCGGUGGACGGUCGGGCACGGUAACGACGGUGACCACCAGCGGACCGACCGGGGCAUUGGCCGGCCCGAAGCCACGUCAGAGCGGCUCGCACAUCCAUCUGUGGCAGUUCCUGAAGGAGCUGCUGGCCAAGCCGGAGCAGAACCAGAACGCCAUCCGUUGGAUUGAUCGCCAGAAGGGAGUGUUCAAGAUCGAGGACUCGGUGCGCGUGGCCCGACUGUGGGGCCUCCGCAAGAACCGCCCGGCGAUGAACUACGAUAAGCUGUCGCGCUCGAUACGGCAGUACUACAAGAAGGGUAUCAUGCAGAAAACCGAACGCUCUCAGCGGCUGGUGUACCAGUUCUGCGCCCCGUACGCUCUCUAGAGUGCCGCGGAUCCGAAUCUAGGUUUAAGUUUUAUUUAUUAUGCCUAACUUAUUUCCCGUCCGCCGUCCGUCCCCCUGGGAUGGGAUGAUCACUCUUUCGUAUUAUCGAACGUUCCUGAGCGCCAGCGAUCGUGUGGUCGGUGCGGUAGUAUUAACCCAACGACUGCGAAGCAGAGGCGCGACCUGGCGACCUGACGGAACAGGAUAAUAUCUGCUGGAAACGAGGUGAUCCCCAUCAGCCACCCGGGGAACAGCGGACGGACGAAACAGAAUUUACAAACUCAUUCAACUUCAAACUAGCGUGUCAAUGAUGGCUACGCUAUGAUUUGUGUCACAACGCCGGUCAGGGCUGUAUAGAGUCUCGCUUCACGAGGGAACAUCCCGGAAGCGAGAACCCAGCGACUGGUUGAAAGCGGACGGAUAACAGAAACUUUCCUCGAAGCACAGCAAGUCGAGCUCCGUCACGGUCCAAGAUUUCUGGAUGCGAUGACGGCACAGCGACGACAGCAGCUUCGGUACAAGGAUCGCUUUCGGGCGAGGUCAGGUGUUUCCCGAAUUUCUAACGAUAAGCGCGGAACAGUGGCGGGUAGCAGAUAGAUAUAUCACGCCCGUCGUUGUUCGUCGAAGUUUUGUCGCAUGAAGACAACGGAGUUACACUUUUGUUAUUCGUUCCAUGUAUUGCUUACCGCUCUGUGGUGACGCUGGUUUCCGGGCGUACCCGGGUAUUACGGGCGCCCGGCUGCGUUGCAGAGUCGGUAAUUUCGGUCCCAUAUAUCUAUGAUAUAUUUUUACUGUAAGUUCUAUGAACAUUACAAGCUAGUUAGCGAUCGUUAGAUGUAGAGAGAGAGCGCGCGCGCUGGAAGGAGAUCCGUACGGUUAGGUUAAGCACUUAGGUGGUACACAUUGCUCAGCGAAGACGAUUUUCAAAUCACUGCGA
This is a messenger RNA of Anopheles cruzii, 3273 nucleotides long. It is a transcript of the gene Ets98B, whose product is annotated as DNA-binding protein D-ETS-4. The transcript is spliced from 5 exons. Gene Ontology annotation, cellular component: nucleus. Gene Ontology annotation, molecular function: DNA-binding transcription factor activity, RNA polymerase II-specific; sequence-specific DNA binding. Gene Ontology annotation, biological process: cell differentiation; regulation of transcription by RNA polymerase II. The record is from RefSeq and is a predicted model, not a curated record. Bases 645 to 2336 code for a protein of 563 amino acids. Lineage: Eukaryota; Metazoa; Arthropoda; Insecta; Diptera; Culicidae.